Molecule: messenger RNA, 2398 nt
Organism: Pteropus alecto (black flying fox)
Lineage: Eukaryota; Metazoa; Chordata; Mammalia; Chiroptera; Pteropodidae
Gene: TMEM184C
Product: transmembrane protein 184C
Exons: 10
Coding region: 505-1911 (468 amino acids)
Biological process (GO): transport
Molecular function (GO): transporter activity
Source: RefSeq, a predicted model, not a curated record
GGAAGCGGAAGCCCUGGUUUGGCCUUGGGUUCCGCGGUGGAUGCAAGUGAGAAAACCUUGGGACCAAAGAGUUUUGAGUUCUCGCCUCUUAUUUAGCAGCAGAAUCGGGCGAAGAGACUCCUGCAAGCGGGGAAGGGAGGAAGCUCGACCGCCCGAGAAAAGAGCGAGCGGGCCGGCAGCUGCGAGACACAAACGAACUGUGUGCAGGAUCCUUAGAGGCCGGUCCUGGUUAGUACCGUUCCUCCAGGCCAUGGUGCGGGCGGAGUUCUGGGCGAUCCCCAGGUGAGGGCAGCGGCUCCACCCGGGGUUUCUACCGCAGAAGAGCUGAGUAGAUGCGGGGUGGGGAAGAAAGGAUGCUGCCCGCACUGCUUCCCGGUAGCACCCUGAGCGGCCGCAAUAGCCGCAGCAGCAGCAGCAGCAGCAGCAGCAGCGGAAAGCACAGCGCGGGCCGAGGUGGCGGCUCGAGCUCCUGGUAAAGACGCGCAUUAGCUGUUUCUCCGUAGUAUGCGAGUUGACAAAACAGCCAAAGAACAGGGCUCCCCAUUACAAUCUCCUUCGAGCUCUUUUUCCUUGCUACUCGGAACUGAUUUAUGUGGAAGCAUGCCUUGCACUUGUACCUGGAGGAACUGGAGACAAUGGAUUCGACCUUUAGCGGUGGUCAUCUACCUGGUGUCCAUAGUGGUUGCGGUUCCCCUUUGCGUCUGGGAAUUACAGAAACUGGAGGUUGGAAUACACACCAAGGCUUGGUUUAUUGCUGGAAUCUUUUUGCUAUUAACUAUACCUAUAUCACUAUGGGUGAUACUGCAACAUUUAGUGCAUUAUACACAACCCGAACUACAGAAACCAAUAAUAAGGAUUCUUUGGAUGGUACCCAUAUACAGUUUAGAUAGUUGGAUAGCUUUGAAAUAUCCCAGCAUUGCAAUAUAUGUGGAUACCUGCAGAGAAUGUUAUGAAGCUUAUGUCAUUUACAACUUUAUGGGAUUCCUUACCAAUUACCUAACUAACCGGUAUCCAAAUCUGGUAUUAAUCCUUGAAGCCAAAGAUCAGCAGAAACAUUUCCCUCCUUUAUGUUGCUGUCCACCAUGGACUAUGGGAGAAGUAUUGCUGUUUAGGUGCAAACUGGGUGUAUUGCAGUAUACAGUUGUCAGACCAUUCACCACCAUUGUUGCUUUAGUCUGUGAGCUGCUUGGUAUAUAUGAUGAAGGGAACUUUAGCUUUUCAAAUGCUUGGACUUACUUGGUUAUAAUAAACAAUAUGUCACAAUUGUUUGCCAUGUAUUGUCUCCUGCUGUUUUAUAAAGUACUGAAGGAAGAAUUGAGUCCAAUCCAACCUGUUGGCAAAUUUCUUUGUGUAAAGCUGGUGGUUUUUGUUUCUUUUUGGCAAGCAGUAGUUAUUGCUUUAUUGGUAAAAGUUGGCGUUAUUUCUGAAAAGCACACAUGGGAAUGGCAAACUGUAGAAGCUGUGGCUACAGGACUCCAGGACUUUAUUAUCUGCAUUGAGAUGUUCCUUGCUGCUAUUGCUCAUCACUACACUUUCUCAUAUAAACCAUAUGUCCAAGAAGCAGAAGAGGGCUCAUGUUUUGAUUCCUUUCUUGCUAUGUGGGAUGUUUCAGACAUUAGAGAUGAUAUUUCUGAACAAGUAAGGCAUGUUGGAAGGACAGUCAUGGGACAUCCUAGGAAAAAAUUUUUUUGUGAGGAUCAAGAUCAGAAUGAACAUACAAGCUUGUUAUCAUCCUCAUCACAAGAUGCAAUUUCUGUUGCCUCUUCUGUGCCACCUUCACCCGCGGGUCACUACCAAGGCUUUGGACAUACUGUGACUCCGCAGACUACACCUACGACAGCUGAUAUAUCUGAUGAACUAUACUGUAUUACAGAAGAGAAAAAACCUUCAGAUAAAUCUGUGGCCUCCUGAACAGUGUAUGAAAGCAAACUGCUACUACCAUGUUAUUUCAUUAUUUGGUAUCCCACUGCUCAAGAUUUUGUGCUUGGGACAAGCCAUAAAUGAUGGAAAACUUCAACACAAAGAUAGGUGGAAGCCAGGUACUACUGGAUUUAUAUAACUAAAUUUUGUAUAUCACAGAUAAUGAGUGGGUCUAAAUAUCUUAGACUUAGAUUUGAUUUCUUAACAGUAGAGUAUCACAUACUCAAAAUGGUAGAAAAUGACUGUACUAAAUGUUUUUGAUGUGACAUUGCUUUAUCAAGAGGAUGGGCAUAAAAAAAAAAAAAAAAUCAAUGCUUCCUACCACUGCUGCAUGAAUACAAUGCUCCGGAAUUAGCAGAAAGUAUAAUUCAGAAAUAUGAAUUAGUGGAACUUAAUCAUGUGCCAUAUAUGCUUACCUAACAAUAUUUCUCUAUUUCUCAACUGGAUGUCUUUCAAUAAAUAAGAAUUUAUCAUUUAU